Molecule: messenger RNA, 666 nt
Organism: Arachis ipaensis
Lineage: Eukaryota; Viridiplantae; Streptophyta; Magnoliopsida; Fabales; Fabaceae
Source: RefSeq, a predicted model, not a curated record
AUGGCGUUAAGAACCGCUGGCAGAAAACCCUCUUUCGAUGUUCUCCGCCACCGUGAUGACGACGACGCUGCUGCUGUUCCGAUCAGCAGAGCAGAAUCAGACCCGACGCAAACGACGACGACGCGCAAGAGCCGCAAGCAGAGAAGGAAUAAGAAGAAGAAGGACCAGAAGCUUCUAGAAUCUUCUCCUAAUGGAAGCGCUUGCAACGGAUUCGAGCUCGGAGCUCGGAAGUUUUACUCCACCGGUAGCGUAACGUCGGUGGAUGAAGAGGACUCAGAGGAGAGUGCGGCGAGCGUUUGUACUGGUCCGGCGACCGAGUUUAAUUUUGGUGAACUGAGGCAGAGAGCUGUGAACAGUGGUAGCUCUGAGGAUUUGGCGAAUUCAGCUGCUGUGGCAGUUGACGGCGGAGGGAAGGAUGAUGGUGGUGCGAAGGCGAGUCCGAUUGAGAAUCCAAAGCUGACGAAUGAGAAUGAUCGGAACGGUGGUGUUGCGAAGUUGGAGACUGUGGAAUCGUUGGAUUGGAGGCGUGUCAUGGCAGAAGGUCCGAAUUAUGUAUUUUUGGUGGAUAAAUCUCCUCUAGCAUACUUCUUGGAAGAAAUGCACAAUGGAAAUUCUUUACGGAGUACAACACUUGGAAAUGAAAAGAACGAGACAGAGUCUAUGACA